Molecule: messenger RNA, 2364 nt
Organism: Cavia porcellus (domestic guinea pig)
Lineage: Eukaryota; Metazoa; Chordata; Mammalia; Rodentia; Caviidae
Gene: Vrk2
Product: VRK serine/threonine kinase 2
Exons: 13
Coding region: 802-2328 (508 amino acids)
Biological process (GO): signal transduction; peptidyl-serine phosphorylation
Cellular component (GO): cytoplasm; nucleus
Molecular function (GO): ATP binding; protein serine/threonine kinase activity
Source: RefSeq, a predicted model, not a curated record
AUUAAAAACUUUAAGAAAUACUUAAAAGAGUCGUGCUUACACUCACAAUUAGUUUGAGGUUUAGGAGCCACAUGUUUUUUCCCCAAAGAAAAUUUUAACUCCAAAUCUCCCAUUUUGCAAUUUACUAACCUAUCUACAGUGGGGACUAAUGUCCAAUGGAUAUUCUACGGAGGUGGUGCAUUCAUUGUUGGCAGUACUGCGGUAAUCACUAAAGCAAGGCUAUUUUUCCUUUGAUGAGGUGGAAAGGAAUAUGAGAAGGCAAGAAGCUGAGAGCAUAGUCUACCAGCCUGGAAACUACCUAAUGGCCUAAUCCACUAAACUGUACCUCUGUGCAAAUCCCUUGCGCCUUCAACUGAAACCUGCUUACUGAAUAUCUGCUGAAUCCGGGCUCAGUGUCAGAUGCUUGGUGGUGGUGAUAUACUUCACCAUCGGCUGUGUCUUCCUGACUGAAAAUUAUAUUCUUUGGGAGUGACUGAAGUCCUUACCUUUACCAUAUCAUUCUUUUAAAUUUUUUUUUUUUUUUUGUCUUUUUCCUUUUUAUUGGUACCAGGGAUCGAACUCAUGACUGCCUGCUUGCAAGGCAGGCACUUAUGCCGCUGAGCUAAAUCCCCAGCCCCCUUUUUUUUUUUUUACCAUAUCAUUCUUAAUGCAGUAUUUGCAUAUACUGGCUAUUAAAUCAAUUAAUUUUUGUCCUUAGAUUUUUUUUUUCUUUCCUACAUCAGGUAUUGAACCCAGGACCUAUCGAACCUCGUGCAUGAUAGUCAAGCGCUGUAUCUGACCUAUACCUACCUCCUUGAAGUGAUGCCCCUGAAAAGAAAUGAGAAAUACAAACUUCCUGUUCCACUUCCGGAAGGCAAGGUUCUGGAUGAUACUGAAGGAAAGCAGUGGGUGCUGGGCAAGAUGAUUGGCUCUGGAGGAUUUGGAUUGAUAUAUUUAGCUUUCCCCACAAAUAAAAAAGAUGGAGAUGCAAGACAUGUGAUAAAAGUGGAAUAUCAAGAAAAUGGCCCAUUAUUUUCAGAACUAAAAUUUUAUCAGAGAGCUGCAAAAAAAGACUGUAUAAAAAAGUGGAUAGAACUCAAACAACUUGAUUAUUUAGGAAUUCCUCUUUUUUAUGGAUCUGGUAUAACUGAAUUCAAGGGAAGAAGUUACAGGUUUAUGGUAAUGGAAAGAUUAGGAAUGGAUUUACAGAAGAUCUCAGACCAGAAUGGGACUUUUAAGAAGUCAGCAGUCCUGCAACUAGGUCUCCGAAUGCUGGAUGUGCUAGAAUAUAUACAUGAAAAUGAGUAUGUUCAUGGUGAUAUAAAAGCAGCAAAUCUACUUUUGGGUUAUAAAAAUCCAGAUCGGGUUUAUCUUGCAGAUUAUGGACUUUCCUACAGAUAUUGUCCCAAUGGGAACCACAAGCAGUAUCAGGAAAAUCCCAGAAAAGGCCAUAAUGGGACAAUAGAGUUUACUAGCUUGGAUGCCCACAAGGGAGUAGCACUGUCCAGAAGAAGCGACGUUGAAAUCUUGGGCUACUGCAUGCUGCGGUGGUUAUGCGGGAAACUUCCUUGGGAAAAGAACCUGAAGGACCCUGUGGCUGUGCAGACUGCUAAAACAAAUCUGUUGGAUGAGCUUCCCGGGUCAGUGCUCAAGUGGGCUCCGUCUGCAAGCAGUUGCUGUGAAAUAGCCCAGUUUUUGUCAUGUGUUCAUAGUUUAGCUUAUAAUGAAAAGCCAAACUAUCAAAGGCUGAAGAAAAUUCUAAACCCAAGUGGAAUACCUUUAGGACCGCUGGAGUUUUCCACGAAUGGACAGAGUGUAAAUGCACAUACUCCAGCCAAUCAAAAAGUUGAUUCAAGAAAGGCUGCAACACGACAAGUUUAUCAGAUACAAAAUCAGUUAAAAGAAAAAGCCCACACUGAGAGAGGUGCUGAGUGCUUUCCAACAAGGAGAACAGUGCAGACAGAGGACGAGCUGAUUGGACUGAUCAACAAUGAAGCAGCUCAGGAAAGCACAAGAAGACGACAGAAAUACCGUGAGUCUUCAGAACUUCUGAAUGAAGUAAACAGUUUCCCACAACAAUCUAGCUAUACAGACUUCGAAAAUUCCUUUCAUGAACCCUAUCAGGAUUUUACCAAUUCAGAUGGGAUCAACAGGUCGCAAUCUCCAUCUUGGAGUAUGUACUCUUCCACAGCUGGUGAGGAACUCACAGAUUUACCAAGUUCUGCAGGACUUUGGUCUACAAUUUCCCAGUUUACUCCGAGUGAAGAGAUGAUGGCAGAUGUGCAUUUUUAUGGCCCCAUCAUAUUUUUGCUUUUGAUACUGGUGUGUCUUACUGUAUAUAUUUUUUGAAAAUAUCAAAUAAAAUUCUUUUGAUAAUUUUUUAAA